UCUGUAAUGUUUUCUUCGUAACGCACACCAAAUUUAAAUAUAUGAACCCUCUACUUCAAGGCAUCAAGAAGAAAAUUGCUGCAGCAGCACAAACAAAGGCACACCAAAUACUAGGCCUGUGGUGUGAGAGCAUCAUAAGGCACUUGUACUGGUGUGCAAAAACAAGUUCCGACAAUGGAGAGGAGCUACUGGCCAAGUGGACUUCUGUCAUGCGUCAUGUCAUCAAUGUCCACACGCACCCCAAUGCAUUGCACCCAAGAUGCUUUCAUGAUGACACCGGAGAAAGGCUGUGGCUUCUCGAAGGCACAGAACCAUUCAUGAAGCUUCACAGCAUUCUCAUGUCAAAGUACCUGUUAGUUGACAUCCCGAAGCUGUCUCCACGCGACCAGACCUAUGGACUUGAAGCCUACCAUAGCCUCCUCAUCCAUUUUGCACCAAAGUCGCACAGCUACACAUAUGAAGGCAUGCUGGCAAGGACCCAGAUUGCUGCACUGCACUAUAACUUCAACAGUGCCAGGAUAGUGCUAAAAAAUGACGACGGAACUGACAAGUAUGUCCUGAAAGGGUCUAAACCAAAGAAACAGUGGGUUGUCAUUCCACUGAAGGAAAAUGUGUCAUAUGGUAAGUACACUUAUAAACACUUCAUGUUGUAUGUGUCACAUGCUACACACAGUUUCAAAAAAAUACUAUACAUUUCCGGCUACGUGGACAAGCUAUUCGCAGAGCUCUUCAGAUGUUUGAGCAAGUGGCCAACAUAUGAAAGUGCCGAGAGGGCAAAUGCACGUGUGCAGCGGCCAACACUGUGCAGCUCCUAUGGAGAGAAGCCAAGCAUCGAAGAAGUUAGGCAGAAUCAUUGGAGUCGAUUCCAAAGAUAGAUACACCCGUAUGCAAGGUAGGCCGCUGGUGCAAUCACUGGUUGCUUGUAAUGCGAUUCGAUAUGACCAUGCAUUAUCACAGUUGAAGGGAGACUGCACACAGAGAAGAAUGAAAGGAAUGCCCUUGUAGCUGAUGCUUUGGAUGUGUAUCACACUUCACACAAAAGGUAAAGGUGCCUCUUUUAGACGUAAAGCACUGAGAGAAACAAAAAUAAUGCAAUCAAUGCAAUUUUCACCCUGAUUUUCCUAAGUCUAUCACCCAGCACAAGGCCCUAAUUUACGCACUAGCUAGCAUUUAUAUUGUGGUGUGUGACACUCGCAUAAUUGUAGGUUGCUUGGAGCAGGUGAGCUGGAUCAGCUGUAGUGAUGAUGGUAGUGUCUGUGCUCCUGAACUGACCUUGACAAACUCGUGACAAAAUGUGGACUACAGGUUAGGUUUUAUUUGAUUGUAGGCAUUGUAAUCUGCAAAAUUAUAUGCAUGUAUAGGAUGUUUCUAGAAAAUCUCCUCUUACGUGAACCUUAAUCCUACAUGCAUGUAACAAGAUACAAGACAAGUGGGAUAUGACAGCUCAUGCACACCACGACAGGGGCAACAGAUGAAAAUUAUGACCGUGAUUGCCAGGUAGGAUACCACUGGGAAGCCAGUAUAUGAUAUGUCAUUGCAUAUGUUAUGUAGGCAAACUGAGGAAACGUCAGUAUAAUUCAUUAUCACAGAUGACGGCAAAAUGGUGCAAUGCGAAGAAUGGUCUGUUUUUAAUUGUGGCUGCCUUCUCACUGAAGAUAAGUAUUGCACGUACAUACAAUCUUAUACAUAUAAAAUAUAGUAGGUUACAAUGACUUGAGAAACAACACAGUAUGGCAUUGGUAUAAUUAUCUCUUGCAGGUAGUCUGGCUGAAGGUAGCACCUUGAGAACAGGUGAUUGCAGUUGCCAUGUAGGAUACUUUUGGGACGCUGGUACGCGAUAUAACACUGAAUAUAUUAUGUAAGCAAACUGAGCAAACAUCGAUAAAAUGCGUUAUCACAGAUGAAGGCAAAACGGUGAAAUGCGAAGAAUGGCCUGUGCUGUUUGGUUAUGGCUGCCUUCUCACCUAAGAUAAGUGUUACAGUUAGUUGGAUAAUAGAACCUCUGCAUCCUCGAAUGCACUUGUAGCUGCCGCCUAUUCAUACACGUCGGCUCGAACAGCGAAUGGUCCAUGACGCAGUCGACGCCUUCUUCGUCACACACAACUGCCGUUUGGUCAAUGUAGCGGCAACACAGCCACUCGUCUGCUUCGACCAUUCGGCAGCGACCACACAGGCACCUAGUGAUAAACUUUAUUACGGCCUAAACUGCACAGAAAGGGUAUAGGGGAAGCUGGAAACGUCUCUUACCCAUCUGUGGAGCCCUGUGAAGCGUCCUCUGCGCAUUCGUCGCUCGACGCGUCGCUGACGCUCACGUCACGUGGCAAAGGGUCGGUCACAAACGGCGAUUCUCCGUGAGAUGAAAUAAUAAUUUCAUCGUCAUCGAACUCGCAAUGACUGGAUGAAAUCCCUACAGAAACGUCCGUCGGCAUAGCUUUAGACAGUUUCGGAUGCGGCGCGAUCGCAGCUGAACCAGUGACAGAAUGCGACACCACCCACCACGGACGAGAAGCCAGUGACGUCACCGGAAGACACGAGCAAGGCGAAGCGAGGGAGCGCCGUUUGAACAGGAAGUAGACGUCUGCUUUCAGAAGUGGCGUUUUUCGUGUUUUGCAACGAAACAUGAACGUAUUUCGCGAAACUUUUGCUGUUUUAUCGUGAUGGAAGGCUUCCUGAAUUCAAUGUGACACCAUGUCCGAGAAACUUGUUUUUUCGCGGACACAACCUUUAAAGGGAGACUCCGGGACAAUCCGAAACUAUUAUAAUGGCUGCGUAUAUAUGUCCGAUACAUUCUUCCAAAAGGAGAAAUACAGUUGGCUUGGCAGUAUGGGACUCAUUAGUUGCUAAAAGAGCUGGGAAGCUCAAAACGAAAAC
Molecule: messenger RNA, 2871 nt
Organism: Ornithodoros turicata
Lineage: Eukaryota; Metazoa; Arthropoda; Arachnida; Ixodida; Argasidae
Exons: 3
Coding region: 42-875 (277 amino acids)
Source: RefSeq, a predicted model, not a curated record